AUGCCCCCUUGGCCUUGGGCUGGUCGUCGAGAUAGCGGCGAGAGUCCUCUUCUGCCGACCACCGUACCGAGUAUAAAUGGCUUGGAAGAUUAUGAGGACCGCGAUCACGAUGAUUCCGGUCCAGGAAGAACCAGGUCUAGGACUUCAAGACCUAGACACUCUCGCACCACAUCGGCGCAAUCAAGGGGAGUCGCUGACCAGUAUUCCUUCAUGACUGCCACCGAAGCCGCAUCGAAUCUGCAAACUUCCUUGACCCAUGGAUUGACAGCCGGCGAGGCACUGUCGAGACUACGCGAUUUCGGACCAAACAAAAUACCUCACGAGCCCCCAGAGCCGUUAUGGCUUCGCUUUGUUAAACAGUUUCAAGAGCCAUUGAUCAUUCUUUUAUUGGCUUCAGCGUUUGCUUCUAUAAUAGUCGGAAACCUGGACGAUGCCGUAAGCAUCACAGUCGCAGUGACCAUUGUCGUCACUGUAGGUUUUGUGCAAGAAUAUCGUUCGGAAAAAUCCAUCGAGGCUCUUAACCACCUUGUUCCCAACCAUGCUCACUUGGUCAGGGCUCAAAAUCCGAAGUCCGCCCAAGGCUCUCAAGCUGCAUGGCCUCCGGCCGCCGACGUCGACAAGCAGGUAGACACAUUGAAUGGUGCCGAGACUCCGGCCGAGGAGCUGAUGGAAGCCGCCUCUACCAAGGUCAUGGCCGCGCAACUGGUUCCCGGAGACUUGGUUCUCUUUACCACUGGCGAUCGCAUCCCCGCUGAUAUCCGCGUCACCAAGGCAUCAGACCUGACCAUUGAUGAGUCCAAUCUCACGGGAGAGAACGAACCGGUCAAGAUUACUGCAGAAUCUCGAUCAAGAAACUUUAGUUCUGCUACUCGACUGCCGAGCCCUUCGACCCUUUCUCCAUCCGCCUACGACGGUGCCCAAAACCAAGACGCUUCGCGCUCGAGCGGCAGCAACAUUGCAUACAUGGGUACCUUGGUCAAGUCUGGUUACGGACAGGGUAUUGUCUAUGCUACUGGUGGCGAUACCCAAUUCGGAACCAUUGCUGCAAGUGUCUCUGGCACCGAGAGCCCGCGAUCCCCUCUACAACUCUCCAUGGACGAGCUCGGAUCUCAGCUUAGCAAGAUAUCUUUUGUCAUUAUCGGCCUGAUUUCCGUGGUCGGAUGGCUUCAAGGAAAGAAGAUACUCGAAAUCUUUACCAUUUCCAUCUCGCUGGCAGUAGCUGCGAUUCCUGAAGGUUUACCCAUCAUUGUCACGGUGACAUUGGCUCUUGGCGUUCAUAGAAUGGCCAAGUACCAUGCAAUUGUCAGAAAGAUGCCUAGUGUAGAGACACUGGGUUCCGUCAAUGUGGUAUGCUCUGACAAGACUGGAACUUUGACCAUGAAUCACAUGACAGUGGCCAAUACCUGGUACUUUGGAGCAAAGGAGCCUGUAGACGUGGAAACCGAAGAGGUGACGGAACAAACACCAAACUUGGCCACGUUGAGGAUACUCCGAAUUGGAAACAUUGCCAAUCACGCGCGUCUUUCGCACCACCAAACAGAUGGGGCUACGACGGUUCUCUCUGAUAACCAGAACAAGGACUUUAGCAGACACUCUCGAUGGGUUGGUCAGCCAACGGAUGUAGCCAUGCUUGACCUACUAGACCGCUUUACAGAACACGACGUUAGAGACUCGAUUGGACCUCGCACAGCCGAGACACCAUUCAGCUCGGAAAGAAAAUGGAUGGGAAUUGUAGUCGGUGCUGAUGCACGAAACAACGACAAGGAGUAUGCCUACAUGAAAGGAGCCAUUGACAAGGUCCUCCAUGCCUGUGACACCUUUCUCACAGAUGAUGGGCGGGAAGUUGUGCUGGACUCUGCGCGCCGCCAAGAAGCAUUCAACGCGGCAGAACGAAUGGCUGAAAAGGGACUGCGAGUCCUUGCAUUUGCGAGCGGCCCAGUCGCCAGGUCCAGCAGGAACAGGUCUGGUCUCAACCCCAACUCUAGAAGUACUACUCCUGGCGGUGUUGAUGGCAGCGAAAGUCCCGGACUACCCAACGAUGAGAGCCUGUUCAAGGGGCUCACCUUUGCCGGUCUGGUAGGAAUGAGUGACCCUCCAAGACCCGGCGUUGCUCGUUCGAUUCGUCGUUUGAUGCGUGGAGGUGUCAAGGUUAUCAUGAUCACUGGUGAUUCCGACACUACAGCCGUGGCGAUUGGAAAGCAGCUCGGCAUGCAGAUUGCUACACCACGAGAACAUUCUUCCAACCAGGUUGCUGUCAAGCCAGUUCUCCGAGGCGAUGAAGUCGAUGCCAUGACAGAGGACGAACUCGCAGCCGCCAUGCAGACCACUACAAUAUUUGCACGAACGAAUCCUGAUCACAAGCUCAAGAUUAUUCGCGCACUCCAGUCCCGAGGCGACAUUGUUGCCAUGACGGGUGAUGGUGUCAAUGAUGCCCCUGCGCUAAAGAGAGCCGAUAUUGGCAUUUCCAUGGGACUACACGGGACCGAUGUGGCCAAGGAAGCUUCGGACAUGAUUCUCACGGACGAUGACUUUUCUACGAUUCUGCACGCCAUUGAGCAGGGCAAGGGCAUCUUUAGCAACAUUCAGAAUUUCAUCACUUUUCAGUUGAGUACCAGUGUAGCUAGUCUUACACUGGUCUUCAUCUGCACCUGCAUGGGGUUCAAGACGCCAUUGAACGCCAUGCAGAUUCUCUGGAUCAAUAUCAUCAUGGAUGGACCGCCUGCACAAUCUCUCGGAGUAGAGGCUGUUGAUAAAGACGUCAUGUCUCGACCCCCACGAUCACGAAGCGAGCCUGUUCUCACACGUGCCUUGCUGACCCGUGUAAUGACGCAAGCAUUCAUUGUUAUGGCCGGUACAAUGUUUGUGUACACUCGCGAGAUGCUGGCAGAUGGCGAGAUUACCCGUCGCGACACGACCAUGACCUUUACAUGUUUUGUCCUAUUCGACAUGUUUAACGCAUUGACGUGCCGAUCCGAGAGCAAGUCGGUCCUCCGGGGUGAAGUAGGACUGUUUUCCAAUACUCUGUUCAACUGGGCUGUUGCUCUGAGUUUGGCAGGACAAUUGCUAGUCAUUUACUUUCCCUGGCUGCAGGAAGUGUUCCAGACCGAGGCCUUGUCUUUUUCGGAUCUGUUCAAGUUGCUCUUCAUGUGCAGCUCUGUAUUCUGGGCGGACGAGGCGAGAAAGUGGUUCACAUACGGCAAGAGAAAGUUGGGUGGUUAUAGCCAGGCCGUGUAA
This is a messenger RNA of Pestalotiopsis fici W106-1, 3234 nucleotides long. RefSeq lists its product as uncharacterized. Lineage: Eukaryota; Fungi; Ascomycota; Sordariomycetes; Amphisphaeriales; Sporocadaceae. Gene Ontology annotation, biological process: intracellular calcium ion homeostasis; manganese ion transport; calcium ion transmembrane transport. The record is from RefSeq and is a predicted model, not a curated record. The transcript is spliced from 3 exons. Gene Ontology annotation, cellular component: Golgi membrane; plasma membrane; endoplasmic reticulum. Gene Ontology annotation, molecular function: ATP binding; P-type calcium transporter activity; ATP hydrolysis activity. The coding region runs from base 1 to 3234 and encodes 1077 amino acids.